GUGUUGUUUUCCGACACACAUCCGCCAUGAGUACGCACCACAUUCGUCCCAAGUUUGACGUCCAUCUUUUCUCGUCUCAUUCCUUUUACAAGCUAUCUUCUCCUGCGAGAUAGCCAAUCAUCCUCGGACAUCUCUCGAUUACAGGGAACCAAGCCUCCACAGGUUCUGGCUGCCACGAACAACUACGAUUCACCAUGUGACGAAGAUUCCCAUCGGUUUUCUAUCCCUCUCGCUGUUCUCUGCCUUGGUCCCUUAUUCCACUCCCUUCCGGACUGAACGAGCCAUGGCCGACUUCUCGCUUACUUCCACAAUAAGAGCCGAUGGCCUCUCCGUCACCGCUAAUGGCUCAGAGAUGUCUAUCCCUUCGGCACUUGGUCCAGCCCAUGAUGCGGCCUCUGACAGCGGGACUUCGAGCUGGCUGGGCCUACUGGUCUGGUUUAUCAUCACGCUGAUACAGUUCGCAUCGUCCUGCCUGUAUUUUAUCAUCCGCCUAAGCACGAUUACCGUGCCUACUUUCAUCUUCUCAUUGCUUUCCACGAGUUGGACUGUCACGAUGAAUGCCACUACCCUGAUGGUGAUCAUGGCGGCCGUGGCAUCUGUUGCGACUUGGAUAGUGCGGUAUCGCAUUCUCAACAUGUACUCCCGACUUCCUCCGGAACCUCAACGGAAAGAGCCCGAUAUAGACCUUUUCCCGGACUCGCACGAAGAGGGUGUGAAGCCAGGAUUAUCUAACUAUCUAGACGAGUUUCUUAGCGCCAUCAAAAUCUUUGGCUACCUCGAACGUCCAGUUUUCCACGAGUUGACCCGGAGUAUGCAGACGAGGAAGCUGAUCGCCGGGGAAACUAUCAAUCUGGAGGAAGAGAAAGGCUUCUGUAUCGUGGUUGAUGGAUUUGUUGAGAUUUUCGUCAAGUCUGGUCGCGCGUCGAGAUCCGAUGACACAAGCCUGCAACCCCGCUUCGACAGCGCCCCGGCGGAUGAGAACGAUGGCUUCCCGUCUGCACAACAGUACCAGCUUCUUACUGAAGUGAAGAAUGGGGCUCCCAUGUCUUCUCUGUUUUCGAUAAUGUCUCUUUUCACGGAAGAUGUCCGUCUACGGGAGACAGACGAGGACACGCCGGAACCCAACGCGGCGCACUUCGAGCACAAGAACCAUCAGAUGGGCAGAGGUAUGGCAUCUCGAGCACCAUCCCAUCCGUCGUCUGGCUCUUAUCCUGGCACACCGCAUCUUGACGCGAACGAGGAAAAGCAAUCCAGCAGGCAAGACGAAUAUGCCCGCCCAGUGAUGGGGUCCAACGCAGGUAGUCGCUCCAGGAUUCCAUCUCUGUCUCUCGCCAGUGCGCCAACGCACCAGUUUUCGUCCACGCCUGAUUUUCCCGAUCACAAACCCUCCAGUUCAGCACAUCCUGACAUUAUCGCCCGGGCGACUGUCGAUACAACCGUCGCUAUCAUACCCGCCAGUGCCUUUCGACGGCUAACGAAAGUCUAUCCAAAGGCGACGUCGCACAUAGUCCAGGUUAUACUCUCCCGAUUCCAGAGGGUGACACUUGCGACUGCCUAUUCAUACCUUGGACUGUCGGACGAAGUUUUGCAAACAGAAAAGAGCAUGAACCAGUACACCAUGUGUCAACUUCCCAAUCUGCUGCGGGGGGAUGCGCUCUCGCGUCUGAAAACAAAAUUUGCUCAGGAACGACAACGCCUUGGUAUCGACGCAGAUGGCAAGGGUAUUGUUCUUCAUAAUGCCAACGCUCGGCGCCAGCGGCAGUCACGGACGACAUUGCGCCAAGAUGCUAGGAUGCACCCGGCAGGCAAGGAACAACGUACGCCAGCGUCUGCAACGACCAUGGACCAUUCUCUCAGGGGCAAGACAGCGUCCGCUCACACCCCGAGCCCCGGCGAUCUCCUCUCAAACCUUCACUUAGCGCGUGUUGGUCAUCGGCCAUCUAGCUCCGUGGACUUCUCUUAUUACCCAGACACUCCGACUUCGCGGAGGGGGAGCCCCAGUCUUCCUUCACGACGUUCAAUUCAUCCCUUCACAUUGCCUAAUUAUUCCCGCGUCUCGAUCGGUGCUAGCGAGUCGACUGAUGAAGACGGACUGUUUCGCACAUCAAUUCUGGAGUGCAUGUUCAAGGCAAUGGGGUUGAACGCGGCCGGUGGUGGUUCCAGAGAACCAGAAUCUGUCGAAGGAUCUCCGAAGCUGCCCCCCUACGACCAGAGACGCCAGAAGGCAGUGAUGGGAAGCAAUAAUGCAUUUGGCAUCAUCGGGCCCUUCGAAGGUGCGGACGGGGACACGGAAUCCGUCACCUCGAGCAGCAUAACGUUGAACAACACACCCAGUGCCCAGACCCUAGCCCAUGACAUGAGAGACGAGCUAGAGAUUGUGUUCUUCCCCAAGGAUUCUGUGCUGGUCGAACAAGGCGAAAGAAGCCCUGGCUUAUAUUACGUGAUUGACGGCUUCCUCGACAUCUGCACUGCAAGCAAGGAGCACUCUGCAGAUAUCUUCCGAACUGCAGGCAGAUCAUCUCUACAAUCGGGCGUGCUAGCCAAUCAUGGCUCUUCAUCCGACGCCGGUCAGCGAACUGGCGAGAGGAACAAGAAAUGCAAAGUUCGUCAGAGUGUCUCGCUCAUCAAACCCGGCGGACUGGCCGGCUACAUCAGCACAGUAUCUUCAUACAGGUCGUUCAUCGAUAUUGUCGCCAAGACGGACGUGUAUGUCGGCUUCCUGCCCCGCUCCUCGCUGGAUCGAAUCGUGGAUCGAUAUCCCAUCGUUCUGCUGACUAUGGCCAAACGAUUGACGAGCCUCUUGCCCCGUCUCCUGCUUCAUAUCGACUUUGCACUGGAUUGGGACCAAGUCAAUGCCGGCCAGGUCAUCUUCCACGAUGGUGACGAGAGUGAAGCCAUUUACAUAGUGCUGAACGGGCGGCUUCGUUUAGUGGAAGAUCGCAAGGGCGGAGGUCACGGGGUGACAGCGCGAGCCGAGUUCGGACAGGGAGACAGUGUUGGUGAACUAGAAGUGCUCACCGAGUCGGCUCGGUCGGGAACUUUACACGCAAUACGGGAGACGGAACUCGUCAGGUUCCCUCGCAGUCUCUUCAACAGCUUGGCUCAAGAACACCCGAACAUAACCAUUAAGAUCUCGAAAAUCAUUGCCUCCCGCAUGCGGAGCCUCGUCGAUGAUCCGUCACCACUCAUGACAAGGGAGGUAGGGGCGUCAGCGUCCCUCGGCAAAGGCUCCUCGGCACUGAAUCUAAGAACUGUGGCCAUAUUGCCUGUCACAUCGGGGGUUCCGGUUGUCGAGUUCGGCAGUCGUCUGAUGAAUGCUCUAGCACAAGUUGGACCGAGUAACGGCGCCAAAUCUCUGAACCAAUCGGCCAUCUUGAAUCAUCUUGGGAAACACGCUUUUAACAAGAUGGGCAAGCUUAAGCUAUCCCAGUAUUUGGCUGACUUGGAAGAGAAGUAUGGCCUUGUUGUCUAUGUUGCAGACACCAACGUAAACUCCCCUUGGACGCAGACAUGUAUCUCGCAGGCAGACUGUAUUCUACUUGUGGGGCUUGCUGAGGGCUCUCCUGAAAUAGGCGAGUACGAGCGCUUCAUGCUCGGCAUGAAGUCUACUGCACGCAAAAUCUUAGUCCUUCUUCAUGCGGAGCGUUAUUCCACACCGGGCCUUGCUCGGUCAUGGCUUCGGAAUCGCAUGUGGAUCAACGGUGGUCACUACCAUGUACAGAUGGAGUUUCGCGCGAACAUCAUGCCGGUUCAUUCUGCAUCGAAACGGCCCAACACAACAUUAAAGGAGCGGGUUCAGAUAUUACAAGCUGAAAUACAGAAGUACGCAUCGAGGAAACUUCGCCACACUCCGUUCUAUUAUCCAGACGCGCCUUUCAAGGGCGACUUCCACCGACUAGCACGAAGGCUUUGUGGGAAGUCCGUGGGACUUGUGCUCGGCGGCGGGGGUGCAAGAGGCAUCACCCAGAUUGGCAUCAUUCGAGCCAUGGAAGAAGCAGGCAUACCCAUCGACAUCGUGGGCGGAACGUCCAUCGGAUCCUUCAUCGGAGCUCUUUAUGCGCGACAUGCAGAUGUUGUUCCCAUCUAUGGUUUGGCAAAAAAGUUCUCUGGCCGCAUGGCAAGCAUCUGGCGCUUCGCUCUAGAUUUGACCUACCCAACUGCCUCCUACACAACGGGCCAUGAGUUCAACAGGGGCAUCUUCAAGACCUUCGGCAAGGAUCAGAUUGAAGACUUCUGGCUUGAAUUUUACUGCAACACGACUAACAUCAGCAAGAGUCGGAUUGAGUACCACACUAGCGGUUACGCCUGGCGAUACAUCCGAGCCUCCAUGUCCCUUGCUGGUCUCGUACCCCCCCUGGCGGAUGAGGGCAGCAUGCUCUUAGACGGCGGGUACAUCGACAACCUUACCGUCUCCCAUAUGAAAAGGCUUGGGGUGGACACCAUCUUCGCUGUCGAUGUAGGAUCUCUUGAUGACGAUACACCCCAGGCUUACGGCGAUUCCCUGUCUGGGGUGUGGGCCUUUUUCAAUCGGUGGAAUCCAUUUUCCUCUACACCUAACCCACCGACGCUUGCAGAGAUACAGGCUAGGUUGGCGUAUGUGUCCAGUGUAGACGCGCUAGAGCGAGCCAAGACGAUGCCAGGCUGCAUAUACAUGCGCCCACCAGUCGACGAGUAUGGCACGCUUGACUUUGGGAAGUUCGACGAGAUCUACAAGGUGGGAUACGAGUACGGAACGAAGUUUUUGCGGAGGUUGCGAGACCAGGGCGUACUUCCCCUGGUGGAAGAAACUGAGGCCAAGAAGGCGCUGCGGAGGACCAUGGCGCCCCGGAGAGCGAGCAUCUAAUCGACCCGCGUGACUGUUGGGUGAUGACAUUCGGCAUUCCUGCUCGGGAGAAGGCCCAUGCCUGUCAGCUACAGAGUUGCUCAAGGCCUCCCUCCACAUUCCCUCUACAUCAGACAAUCUCACUCCGUUCUCCCAUUUUAGGCAGCGAGUAUGCUCCGGGAUGUGCAUGAUGAGAAGAGCCGGCGUUUGUUUUGAUUCACACAGUAGCUUAACACUGCUUCCUCCUGUUUUGACCUCCCUGUAUGCUGAGGUCGAAUGUGAAAUACGAGCAUAGCAGCUUGCCCUACGGGCAAGGCCGCUACGCUCGCCCCUACGGGGGGCUACGGAUAUAACCCGCUUAUAUAACUAUAUUAUAAAUAUAUAUAUACUAACUAAUAUAGAUAAGUAUUAUUACUUAUAGAUACGGAC
This is a messenger RNA of Sodiomyces alkalinus F11, 5251 nucleotides long. Its product is annotated as patatin-like phospholipase. The transcript is spliced from 3 exons. Lineage: Eukaryota; Fungi; Ascomycota; Sordariomycetes; Glomerellales; Plectosphaerellaceae. Gene Ontology annotation, cellular component: endoplasmic reticulum. Gene Ontology annotation, molecular function: phosphatidylcholine lysophospholipase A1 activity. Gene Ontology annotation, biological process: lipid metabolic process. The coding region runs from base 284 to 4843 and encodes 1519 amino acids. The record is from RefSeq and is a predicted model, not a curated record.